AUGGUGACCUCCUGGAUUCUAAAUUUCCUCGCAAAGGAGAUUUCUAAUAGCGUUGAGUAUGUAAAUGAAUCUGUUGAGUUAUGGGGGGAGCUAGAAGACCGAUACAAUCGAACAAAUGGAGCGAAGUUAUAUCAGAUCCAAAAGGAGAUCAAUGACCUUGUUCUGGGAUCAUUAGAUAUUACUGCCUACUAUACACGAAUGAAAAGAUUGUGGGAAGAAUUAAUCACUCUUAAGGCUAAAUCUCAGUGUAGUUGCAUUUGCACAUGUGGAUCAAACGAGACAAUGCACAAGGCAAAACAAUAUCGACGCCUUAUUCAAUUUUUGAUGGGUCUAAAUGAGGUCUAUACAAUAGUGAGAGGAAGCAUCUUGAUGAUGAAACCCCUACCAUCUUUAGCACAAGCCUUUUCCCUCAUAAUACAUGAAGAGAAACAAAGAGAUUUCAGGCCAAGUAGUCAACUGAACCUAGAAUCUACUACAUUACAUGUGAAUGCUACACCUACACAACACCAAAGUCCAUUUGGAGCUAGAAAUUUCAAGACACAUUAUACUCCAAACAACAGAGGCUGUCCAUUGUGUGACUAUUACAAGAGACCGCAUCACACAAAGGAAAAAUUUUACAAGUUACAUGGCUAUCCCCAAGGAAAUUCAUACAACAAUCAAAAUCCUAAUGGAGCCAAUACUCAACAGUUCAAUCAAAAUAACAAUUCAAACCAGGCACAAGGUCACAAAUUCAACAGAGGAAAAGGAGUUGUGGCAAAUGUACAUGGAGUUCCAGCUGAUGUGUUUCAUGAGAGGAAAGAUGAUUCAGUAACACAUGAAGAGGAUCAAAAUGUCAAACUAACAAAGGAACAUUAUGGGCAGAUAAUGAGUCUUCUGCAACAUUUUCAGACAAUCAACAUAGGAGCAUCAUCUAACAAUGCCAACAUCACUAAUGUUGCUGCCAACUUCGUAGGUAUUGUGGUCUGCACUUCUUCUAUUGAUUUUGACAAACCAUCAUGCAAAUGCUUUGAGUCAAAGUCUGACCUUUGGAUCAUAAACUCAGGAGCAUCUAACUAUAUGGCCUUUAAUAGAAAAGAACUUAGUAACAUUACUACUCUACCAUAUCCCUUAUUAAUCAGCCUACCAAAUGGAUAUAAGGUGAAG
Messenger RNA from Nicotiana tabacum (common tobacco), 1143 nucleotides. Lineage: Eukaryota; Viridiplantae; Streptophyta; Magnoliopsida; Solanales; Solanaceae. The record is from RefSeq and is a predicted model, not a curated record.